Brugia malayi is the source of this 384-nucleotide messenger RNA. RefSeq lists its product as uncharacterized. Gene Ontology annotation, molecular function: protein folding chaperone. The coding region runs from base 1 to 384 and encodes 127 amino acids. The transcript has 4 exons. The record is from RefSeq and is a predicted model, not a curated record. Gene Ontology annotation, biological process: response to heat; protein refolding. Lineage: Eukaryota; Metazoa; Nematoda; Chromadorea; Rhabditida; Onchocercidae.
AUGUCACGACGUGUGUCCUCAUCUUGUAGUACAAUGCCAACAAUAUUUACUGAUCGUUGGCUUUCAUCAAAUUAUUUGCCAUGCGGAAUUUUACGAUUCAAAAAUGAAGAAUUUCUCAGCAGUCAAGUGGGUGAGAUAAUCGAUGAUGCAGAAAAAUUUUCCGUAUCAAUUGAUGCACGAAAUUUUGCACCAAAUGAAAUAACGGUGAAUACCGAAGGUAACGAACUCAAAAUUGGCGCAAUACAUGUUGACAGCAAAGGCAAGAAGCAAUUCGAACGGCGUUAUGUGAUACCGGAUAAUAUAAUGAUGGAAUGCAGUGAAACCAGAAUCAGUCCGGAUGGAAUACUUACUAUUACCUUAUUUAAAAAGCAUUUACCAUCGUAA